Fopius arisanus is the source of this 1162-nucleotide messenger RNA. RefSeq lists its product as uncharacterized. The transcript has 8 exons. NCBI's taxonomy places the organism in Eukaryota, Metazoa, Arthropoda, Insecta, Hymenoptera, Braconidae. The record is from RefSeq and is a predicted model, not a curated record. Bases 105 to 1058 code for a protein of 317 amino acids.
CAAGUACAAAUGCGCACUGUGAGUCAUGAAAUCCGAGGCGUCGACUGACAGCGGCAGUGAAACGGAAUUGUCCAAAGAUUGCAGUCAACAAUUCGGAAUAAAUAAUGGUGUGUUGGGAAAAAUAUUCCUCCAAGUGUUCCAUCGAAGGGAGAAUGGUCAAAGUGGGUCGUGACAGCGAUGGUUCGACCCUGGUGGUUGCUAGGGCCUGGAAAGACAAUGAACUCAUACCUUGCAAGGCCCGACCAACUCAGGGCAUCGCCUUCUGCGCCAGUGGAAACCGAGAGUACAACGUGUACCGAUAUGAGAUCUUGAUGAUGGAUCGGGAUGAGUACCAAUGGGUCAAGAUCAAUGAUCUUAAAAUACCGAAUAAUGCUAUUGUUGGUGGACACAACAAAGAAGGGGACCCACUCUAUAUUGGUCGCACCACUCAUGAUGGAUACGCUGUCGCGGGAAAGGUGGGACACAGUAGCGGAUUGCUUUAUUACUCGUAUUUUUGUACGCAGUACGUCGCCAGGAGUUUUGAGAUUUUGGUCGAGAAGUUCGUGUGGCAAGUUGGAAUCAGUCGAGGAAGUCGAUCGAAAGUCAGCAGGAACCGCUGCGACCUCUCAAAAUUGGAAAUGUCAGGAGGUUACAGGUGGGUGAGAUAUUCAGGUGCGCGUUAUGUCGUACCUGGAAUGGUGACAGUGGGUCGUGACCUAGAUGGUAGCUGUCUUGUUGUUGGUAGGGCAUAUCAUGAGGGUGAUAUUCUACCAGCCAAAGCUAAACCAGAGCACGGUGUUGCAUAUGUUGCAUAUGGAGGCACUGAAAUCAUGAAACAUGACUUUGAGGUGUUGAUGCCAGCGGAAUUUCAAUGGGUGCCAUCAAGAAACGGUCACGUUCCUCCCGGUGCCGUUGACGGCGGUCGAACAAGUGGAGGAGAACCUCUUUACGUCGGUCGAACAAUCCACAACGGCAUACCAUGUGUAGGAAAGAUACAUCCCAGCCAUGGAAGUCUGUAUAUUCCCUACAACGGACAGGAAAUCCCUUUCAGAGAAUACGAAGUUCUGGUCCAGCAGUGAAAUCUGCAAUCAGGUGUGAAUAAAAUAAUAAAUUAAAAUGGUAUCUCCUUCGACUCACUCAUGGAAGCAGAUUGAAUAAAAAACUCUCACUGUCUCUCCCAGAA